This is a messenger RNA of Tetrapisispora phaffii CBS 4417, 930 nucleotides long. It is a transcript of the gene PIC2, whose product is annotated as Cu/Pi carrier. The transcript has a single exon. Bases 1 to 930 code for a protein of 309 amino acids. Gene Ontology annotation, cellular component: mitochondrial inner membrane. The record is from RefSeq and is a predicted model, not a curated record. Gene Ontology annotation, molecular function: phosphate transmembrane transporter activity. Gene Ontology annotation, biological process: mitochondrial phosphate ion transmembrane transport. Lineage: Eukaryota; Fungi; Ascomycota; Saccharomycetes; Saccharomycetales; Saccharomycetaceae.
AUGUCAAUUACUUCUCAGAAAAGAAAUAAUAUCGAGUUAUAUACAAACAAAUUUUAUGCCACUUGUACUCUGGGUGGUAUAAUUGCAUGUGGUCCAACUCAUUCAAGUGUUACUCCGUUAGAUUUAGUUAAAUGUAGAUUGCAAGUAGACCCAACUUUAUAUAAAUCAAAUUUGCAAGGUUGGAAAACCAUUGUUUCUACUGAAGGUGGGUUUUCAAAAGUUUUCACCGGUGUUGGUGCUACAUUCAUAGGGUACUCGUUACAAGGUGCCGGUAAAUAUGGUGGUUACGAAUUUUUUAAACAUUAUUAUUCAACUUUAUCUUUCGUUACCCCAGAGUUUGUUCAGAACCAUUCUGUAUGGAUCUAUUUAGGUGCUUCUGCAACUGCAGAAUUCUUGGCUGAUAUUAUGUUGUGUCCAUUAGAGGCAAUCAAAGUUAAACAACAAACAACUAUGCCACCAUUCUGUAAUAAUGUCUUCCAAGGUUUCAGUAAAAUAUACACUCAAGAGGGUCUUAAAGCCUUUUAUAAAGGUAUCGUCCCACUAUGGUUUAGACAAAUUCCUUACACAAUGGUUAAAUUUACAUCUUUUGAAAAAAUCGUGGAAGCAAUUUAUGCUAAAUUACCUGUGAAAAAAUCCGAAUUAAGUCCACUUCAACAAAUUUCAGUCAGUUUCACUGGUGGUUAUUUAGCUGGUAUUUUAUGUGCAAUUGUAUCUCAUCCAGCAGAUGUUAUGGUUUCAAAAAUCAACAAUGGCAGAAAAGCAACAGAGUCGAUGUCUCAAGCCACCAACAGAAUUUACAAACAGAUCGGUUUCAAAGGGUUAUGGAAUGGUUUACCUGUGAGAAUUGUUAUGAUCGGUACCUUGACAUCAUUCCAAUGGUUAAUCUAUGACUCGUUUAAGGCAUAUGUUGGUUUACCAACAUCCGGUUAG